Ruditapes philippinarum (Manila clam) is the source of this 1549-nucleotide messenger RNA. RefSeq names its product BTB/POZ domain-containing protein 6-B-like. Gene Ontology annotation, molecular function: protein binding. Bases 1 to 1347 code for a protein of 448 amino acids. The transcript is spliced from 3 exons. The record is from RefSeq and is a predicted model, not a curated record. Lineage: Eukaryota; Metazoa; Mollusca; Bivalvia; Venerida; Veneridae.
AUGUCACAGAAGGCUGCUUCCUCUAGAAAUGCGUCAUCUGCAGUUUCUUCUAAUCUAGACAAUAGAAGUUCAUUUGAUCGUGACUGGAGGGAAUCAAGAACGGUUGCACAAUGUGUGUCACAUCUUUACUUCUCAGAACAUCUUUCUGACAUCAGCUUUACCUUCAGCGAUGAUAAAAGUGUGAAACUUCCGGCCCAUAAAUUUGUACUGAGCCUGCGCAGUGAUGUUUUUGAAGCCAUGUUUUAUGGUUCUCUUGCUAAAGGAGAUGAAACUGUGUUAAUCAAAGAUGUCAAACCUGACGUAAUGAAGACGAUUUUAAGAUUUGUCUACACCGACAAGCCAAAAAUUGACGGAAAUAAUGUCUUACCUUGUUUGUAUGCAGCACAAAAGUACAACUUGUCUGGUCUUGUCAAACAAUGCUCCGACUUUCUUCAAAACAACAUUGAUGAGAACAAUGUGUGUCAGAUAAUCGAGCAUGCCAUCAUUUAUCAGAUGUUUCCUCUACAAGAGAAAUGUAUUUCAUUCAUCAUGGAUAACGCAUCAAGUGUCCUUUCUGCUCCAGGUUUUAUAGAAUUAUCGCACGCAACAUUGUUGAAUAUUCUCAAACGAGACGAAUUAGCAAGCGAAGAAAUAGAUGUAUUUACAGCAGCAAUGAAAUGGGCGGAACACAAUAGUGAAUCUAAAUCUGGACAAAAUAUGCGCGAUCAACUUGGGGAAGCUUUGUUUCAGAUAAGGUUUCCGAAUAUACCAAUAGAAGAUUUUGCGCGAGUUGUUACUCCAUCUGGAAUACUAACCAAGGAAGAGCUACUGACGCUGUAUCAAUUUAACGCAACAAAAGGGUCGACACCUUUAGGGAAAUUCAGACAAGAGAAAAGACCGGGAGCAUCAAUUACUGUCAACAUCGGACAGUAUAAGCAUAGUCUGCAACAUAUGGGUAUGAGCCCUGGUUGUUACUUAAUUAUACAAGGUUAUAAAAAUCGUCCGGGACAAGCUCCAAUUUGUUUAUCUCCACGUCAAGUUAUAAUUAAACCAAACACAAUAUCCGUAAAAUUAAAAUUUGUCACUGGUACGUUUGUUGGAACUGUUACAGGGAUUGACACCAAUGGGGUUCACAUUCAUGAUUAUAAAACUAAUGGAGAUAAACUUAUCUUCAUGAAUCCGAUCGACAUAUCUGGCAAUAUCAGUAUCAAGUUUCAUUUUAGCAACGAAAAUCAGAAUAAUUUCGGUUUUGGAUUUCAGCAACCAAACCAUUUUACAUAUACAUCAAAUAUACAGGAAAACGUGAAAGGACAGAAUAUUAUGAUCACCAGAAUUCCAGACGGCUUAGAAACAAUCACCUUUGUUUGAAUGUAAAUGAUUGUUAGUUCCACAUAUCUGAAAUUUUUUUACGUAGUUUCGUAUAAAUAUAUUUUUUCUUGCUGUAUAAAUUGCUAGUCAAUAUUUUGUAUAAAUGUUAAAGAAAGGAAGAGACCUGAAUGUCUGCUUUAAGAUAGAAGCAAAUUAAAUCAUAGAGGUUUGCUUCCACAAGAAGAAUAAAUUGUUUGAAAAU